This is a messenger RNA of Sycon ciliatum, 24772 nucleotides long. RefSeq lists its product as uncharacterized. Gene Ontology annotation, molecular function: lipid carrier activity; protein binding; calcium ion binding. Lineage: Eukaryota; Metazoa; Porifera; Calcarea; Leucosolenida; Sycettidae. The transcript is spliced from 15 exons. Gene Ontology annotation, cellular component: plasma membrane. Gene Ontology annotation, biological process: cell communication; lipid transport; homophilic cell-cell adhesion. Bases 133 to 24246 code for a protein of 8037 amino acids. The record is from RefSeq and is a predicted model, not a curated record.
GUCUGUGGGAGGAGACGGCAGACGACGUUGUGUUACGAUCUUGUUGAGGAACAGUAGUUGCUUUUCACAGAAUGACCUACCGCUUACUUGGAGAACACAUGAACAGCUCCUCACUGGCGUGAAGGUACGACCAUGGCGUGUGGGAAGAGUGCUGCUCUUCUACUCUGCUGGUUGGUUUUCGCAUGGCUUGGCGUGCUGCCAGAGUGUGCCGUAUCUUCUCGCUUAGAUGAAGGUGAAGGUGGCCCUGCAUCUCAACAGCAUGCUCGGACAAUGACGAAAAUGAGAAGUGAAUCAAACUGGGAUGAUACCGGCCAACAUCUCGAACAAGGCGGGGCAGGACGAGAAGGAGAGCGGCAAUCCGUAGCAACGAUGGAUGGAGCUCGCUUUCUUGCAUUCGAAGAGUCGGCGUGCGACUUGUAUAGCUAUGACAUGAUGUUUGGGGGUCGACGAGCAAAUGAUAUGCGUCAGGAAACAGGUGGACUUUCAGCUGAGGUGCUAAUCCGAACUGUUGAGCAAACGUCGACGAGACCUGAUGUUUGGCUGAGGGAAUUAACAAUUAUUCGACCCAGACCAUGUGUGCGCGGGCACUGUCAAGGAGUGGGCACAAAGCUGGAAAAGGAGUUAUCUGAUGAUUUGUUUUUCGAGCAAGAUCACGUUGGUCACAUCACCCAAAUCUACCACGAGGACGAUGAGAAAUCCAACUCCCUCAUCCUGAAGAGAGGUCUGCUCAGUGUACUGCAGUUGAAUCUGACAGGAGUGCACCAGGGUGGGUAUACUGUACAGGAGACGGGUGAGAGUGGCCGCUACAGAGCGAACUAUACGGUGCACUCCAUGUCUCUCGAUGUCAAUGGACAAGCCAAUGUUCAAAUGACCAAAUUAAUUGAUGGCAGGGAUUUCAUUGACUUUGCCCACCCGUCAUGGCAGUAUGGAACGACAACAGCCAAAUACAAAUUUGACAUUGGCAUCCUGAAUGGAAUACUUGACACAGUAUCAUACAGCUAUAUCAAUCAGCCCGUGGCUCCAGUGAAGGAACGCCAGCAUCAAACAUCUACGUCGUUCUCGGCUGAACUGGAAAUAUUUGGCCGUGGAAAACUGACUCGCAAAGGCAGCUGCGAACCAAGACGGCACAGGCGUGCGCAACCUGACUACGGGUUUGUGAAGCAACUGUACAACAAAGCCACUCUCAUGCAUACUGUUGAUCCAGCUGAGCUCACCUAUACGAAGCAUCCGCGCAACAAAGGUACUGAUGAGGAAGAACAGCAGCUGUCAGCUGGCCAGCAUCUCAACAGCUUCAUGACCUGCCUGCAGUAUGCGGAGGAUGACCAUCAGUCGGGGCACUGUCUACUGCAAGCGGGUAAGCAAGCAGACGCCAAUGAGGAUGUGGUCCAAGAGGCUAUUGACAGGCUGUGUGCUGGCCAUUUCUUUUCCACUAGUGACAUGCGUAUACUACUGACCGUCACUCAAGAACGGCUAGCUGCGCAAUUCUGCCUUGCCAGACUCCUACUCAACAGCACUGUUAGCCAUGAAGUUAUAGGCGAUAUACUGCUGGAGAGUCAGUUUUCACAAGACGUUCAUCCAAGGCUUGUUGACUCGGUUUUUGCAACCGCGACAGAGCAUACCAACUCAACUCUUCGGAUCUCGGCCACUGUUGCUCUCGGUUCAAUAAGCAAUCGAAUUCGACAUCAACAGCCUCAGACUCAUACCUCGAUUUUAAAUCACCUCCAGCGGCAACUCGUCCAGACUCCUCGCUACAUUGACAGUGACUACGACAGUUCCCAUCACGUUCAAGUUCACUUGGCUGCGUUGGCUAAUUCACGUGAGUGCCCUGCAUUCUACAGCAUACUUCCAUGGGUAAACAGCAAAGAAAUCUCCGUACGGCAUACUGCUCUGCGUGCUUUGGUGCACUUCAACUGCUCCAAUAUUGAAGAUCUGUAUGCCAGAGAGCUUGCACAUGACAAUUCCACCAAAGAAGCCAAGACUAUAAUCGUACAGAGCCUGCACCAUCGCCACGAGAAGUUUGGUGUGAAAGCCUCUACCCUGCAACUGCUACGCCAGCAUGCAUUGGCAGAAAUCGGUGUGGAAAGUGAGCUUCAGAAUGCACUCAGGUACUUCUACGAGGAAAACAACAAACUCUCUGACGAGGAUCUGACAUUCUGGCACAACCUGCAACCAACAGCAUCAAAGAUACAAGACACAAGAAAGAGAAUGAAGAGGGAUCUUUCAAUCAAGGAUUUUCUACAGCCGCUGAUGGAUGAACGGCUGGGUAUCGCUAAGGUUUACCAGAAAGUCAUGGGCUUCAAGUAUGCAGCUGGGCGUCAACGACUGACACUGCGCAACCUGCUCAAUCUGUAUGCUUCAAUAUUUGAUGGCAAAAUGGAGAUUGACAUUUUCAAUGAAGCCCAAGUGAAGGUUACAUUCUUAGGCAUCAUAGAUGAGGUUCUGAUUGAGGGCGUAGCGGCGUUCAAUGCAGCACUUAGCUACAAAAACCCGAUACAAGCUCACCUGCUAGAUGCUCCCUGGAGACUCAUCAAGACAGUGGUAAUGGCAGAGAAGUUCACUCUGGAUGCUGUACUGGAGAAUCUCAACAAAUUUGGAAAUCUACUCAGCACUUACAGACUGCUAACUGGUGGAGCCUUCUCAACAAAUCCACUGACCGAAUUCCUUCCAUCUGCACGUCAAUUCGUGCAAAGCCUGAAUGGUGCACUACCUGCCACAAAUGUUGCCAAUCAAAUGUAUUCAGCGACAGACAAGGUUGUUCAACAACUGCCGGACAUGCAGUUUCUAGCAGACUCAUCUCGAUCUCUUUCGACAAUUGGUCUCUCCAUACCAACCCAACUGAAAAAGAAGGUCAUGCUUAUUCAAUCGGACACCAGUUCUAUUAGUGCAUCAGCAGCAGAUGUCUCAACGGCAAUCACCGACAUCCUAGCCGGAAUGAGAGAUCCAGAUCUACCAGUUCCUGAUACGGCCAUGGAAGAUGCAGUUCAGUCAGCCAACGCAGCUGGGGCAAUCUGCCGAGAUAUUACCGUGUCUUCGUCUUCGCUAGGAAGCCUUAAAGACAAGUUCGUACCGGUAAACAAGCUCAGAGAUCAAGCAAAAUCAUUUUCUUCAGCAAUCCUGUGGGACCAGAGUUUGGCAAGUUCCAUGAAUUCACAACUUCAGCUUCUGAGCAGCUCGUUGAUAAGUACCCAAAGAGCAAUUACAGACUUUUCAAGUAAAGGCCUCUCUCCAGCAACCCCUGCCAGCGAGCGUACUGCUGUGAAGGACGAUUUUGUGAGGGCUAUUACGUCCAUUAAAACUACAUUGGACCAAGUCGCCAGUAACCUGAUCCCUCUACAGAAUGUCAGCAGUGAAAUACGUGCAUUCUACAAUGUUCUCCAGACAACUGGACUCACUGCCAUAUCUGACAUCGCAGCACAAUCAGUUCAUGUAAAAUCUGAACUGAGCCAAACGUCCGUAUCAAUGGCAACAUCGGCAUCCUCAGCGAUUACGAGCUCCAUAGGCAUGCUUCAGUCCGCCAUUUCAACAGCAGAGGCACAAACUGACUUUGUGAUGAGAAAAUCAACAGAGGCGCUGAAAAAUAUCAGGCACGACAUGUACAGAUUUCUUGACAACACCACCAGUGUUUUCCUAGCAACUGUUCGACACGCCGGGAAGGAUGUGGUCUUUUCACAACUUCUGGAUACGGCUGGAACCCUACUGAAGUCGCAACUGCAGAAACUAACAAAGCUUGUCAAAAGCGCCACCGUUUUGACACUGAAGUCCUCUAUACAGAAAACAAUGGCUGUUCUGCAGAAGAGCAAUUAUGCUGCGACAAAGUUGAUUGUAGAUUCAAUGUCUGGAGGGCUGAGCAAGCUGACUCAAUGGGUCAUGGAUAAAAACUCACAAAGUCUGUUCAGCAAGGUGUCACAACUUUCAAGGGACCUCAGAGAGGGCGCAGCACACUUCAUUAAGUACGUCGCAAAUUUGGAUUUCAUGGCAGAUUCAACGAGGAGUUUCGUGGAGAGGGGUGAAAACAUUGUGUCGGAGGGCCCUCGGAUCAAGAUGGUAGCUGGUUAUCUGAUCGACUUCAGCAAGAGUGUUCAAGUUGUGACGCCCUUACAAGCGCUUCACAGUAAGGCCAUGAAUCUGACAUCAUCCACCAUUGCUCAAGCUCUCUCUGGAACACGGCGCAUUGUCUCAUCAGUGGGCACCAGCCUUACUGUUGCUCCUCAACUGCAGCAUCUUCUAACCGACUUUAGGUCUCAAGCAGAGGCACUAGUGAAAAAAGGACUCCUGACUGUUGAAGACAAUAUGAAUAACUAUGCCAUGGCGUUGCGCUCAACUGCCAAGGAAGCCAAGUCUGUCCUUGCUCUGGCAUCAGAAUUUGUUCGGUACAAACAGCAAACAGCUCAAGUUAGUCCACUAUUGCAGCCAAUACAAGCAUCAUCUGUUGUGGCCCAUGACUUGCAGAGAACUCUAGCGAUCUCAGUAAACAGCACUGUUCCCGCAAUUGUUAAGUACGGCAGCGACUUCAACGCCUUGAAGAUCUCCAUGCAGGCACUCAUCGAUGAUCAUCUGGGAAACUUAGACGCUUACAUCAACUUUGUAUGCCAGCCUGAUGCCGUGUGUGCAACUGACCUGGUCAAACAUGACCUGACUGUCAUCACGGCUGCUUCAACUCAACUACAAAAUCAUGUACAGGGUAUCGCAACAUUCCUGAUGUCUGGUAAAGCUGCUAUACAGCUGAAGGCAAAUACACUACUGACAAACUUACAAGCACUGCAGCCACUGAAUGCUAAGAUGGCAGCUAUCAUUGGCAACUUCUCUCAACUACUAGCCACAGCAAAGAGCGGUCUUCCGUCAAUUUUCUCAAAAUCGCUGAGCAACCUCAAGUCCAGACUUGCCCAAUUGAAAGAUAUCUCGCCAUCAACCUUAUCAGCAGCAGUCGACUCCGGUGGCUUUGUUGACAACAUGGUAGGAUUCACAGGCAACAUUGAUAAGCUCUGUUCAUUUGCCAAUGACCUUUCCAGCCUCGGUCUUGGCAAAACACAAAGGGAAUGGGAUUCUGCAGCCUCCUUUUCCCAAGCUGUGAAGACUUUUACUGAGAGUGAUGCGUCCCAGAAGUACAAAGCAGCUGCAAACCAACUGGUCCAGGCAAGUGCAGCCAUUCGAAUGUUCAACAAAAUCUUUGGACCGCAGGUGGUGUCGUCGACCAGCAGUCUGAUCCACGCUAUCCAAUCAGUGCCAGUCGCUCUACUUAAUGCCACUCUGAAAGCAUUUGCAGGGCUGCAAUGGCAAAAUCGUCCUGUGGACAAGUCCUCGUUUACUCCCUGGAAGCAGUUGCCGCAGUGUUCAGCCAAAGUGUGUGUUCGGCAGAUUCCAGUUGUGAAAAAGGACUAUGAUGGGUUGCAGUUUGCACAUUUCCGCACAUUGUACAAGCAAAAGUUCGUCAUCCCUGGUCUUGUUGAAGACUGGCAACCGCAGGGCAUCUGUAUGUUGAAGCCCGGUGUGAUUUUGCAGACUCUCUUUGGAACAGGUGUCAACAAGGACAAACAACCACUCAUCGUGGCAAUUGAUCAGAAUACUGGGAAACUGCUGAAGAUUUACGUCAUUGCAACACCACUGGACAAGCUAGAAGCAACUCGCUUUGGUAUCGAGAAUGCUGUUGAAUACAUUUACCUGUUUGGAGCGUACACGAAGAAAAAAUCACGGAACAGCAUCUUGCAUGCCAUCAAGAUAUCUCAAUUCACCUCCUCUCUAAACACUCCUGGGCCAUCCGAUGUAACUGUCGAUGAGCGAUACCGACCAGACGCAUAUGGCUACGGAAUAUUCUUUGAGCGUCAACGUGACGUGCUGUGGUUGGCUGAUUUCUACUCAACUCGUGCUGAACCAGUACAGAAUGUACCGUAUGGACAUCGGAGCAUACCUCCUGGUGGCUUAGCUGUUGCUAUAAAACUAGGCGUUACUGGUCUUCCAGCUGUUCCACCGUUCGUUACAGGCCUUCAGUUUUUCUCCAGCGAAGUGCUGAUAAUAGGGGAAAGCGUGCAAGAUCUGGUUGUAUCCAAACGCCAUAACGUCACCUAUGUUGCAUUGCUGAAAUGUAUGAAGAUCAUCGGAGUCUCUUGCCGAGUGGAGUUUCGACGAAUCCCCAGUAAGCCAACGUUUCCGUACCGCCACACCACAAUGAAGUCCAUAACAGACAAUCCAACAAGCCUUGCUCGCUCUGUUCACGUUCCCAAUGGAGCUUGCGGUCUUGGGUACACUGGAAUACGCUGGGACCGUCUGCUGAUCACCUUCAACAGUGCGAGUCAAGCGCAGAAGAAGAGUGAUACUAUGAUUCUGGGCACUAUCGACGACAAGACAUGGGUGUUCACAUUUCCCGUGAUGGAGCAGCGACUGGAUCCGGACAAGGCUGUCAGUCGAAAUGAGCUGUACCUCAAGGUACUGGAUCAAUUUGUUGUACCGACUAGAGAAUUGAUUCCAUUUGAUAGGAAAAAGAAGUACAGUGCCAGCAAAAAAACAAGAAACCGCAAGAAGAGGGCCGAAGAGGACUUCCAGGGUUGUAUCAAUAUCGGGGGUGUCUUGCUGCCCGCCAAGUACAAGGUCCUGUUGCAGAAAACAAUCUUUUUCACUGUUCUUGGCAUUCCGAUGGACUUCACUAUGGUCGCCAGAGCGGUCUGGGGAGUGGACUAUAAUGCUGGAAUCUGCUUGUUGGAUCGCAGUGUGAAGGGAACUGUGAUUCCCUAUGCACGACUUGACUUUGAUGGGUCACUGGCUGUCAAUUUAGUUCUAGUACGCUUCGGUAUUGCGCUGGUUGCAACUGUCAUGGAUACCAAGCUAUACCCAAUUGUAACGCUUGGCCUGACCGAAUCAAGUCAACUGAAAAUAUGUGUCUCAAUAGAUAUCAAAGCUACUGCACUAAGGCUGUCUCUGGUGGCAUUUGCUGAAUUCUUCCUUUGCUUCACAAUCAAAUGCAAGGGUGGAUCGGUCCCGAUUUGCUACCCAACUAUUAUCUUCUGCCCACCAACCCGCGUUACCCUCUAUUCAUUAUCGUUUGGUAAAAUAUCUAAACGGAUUUACGAGAAGUGCAGGAUUCCGCCAGAUACAACAGCACCUGAGCCAGGACAAGUAGAGGCCCAGCAAUCCUCUCAGACCACCCUCUACUCAACCUGGUCUGGAUUCAACGAUCCCGACACACGGGACUUGAAAUACUCCAUUGCAGUUGGCAGCUUUGCAGGAGGAGCCGAUAUACUGAAGUCAGAAAGCCAAGGAAACGCUGAAACUGCAGCCGUGCCUGGGCUUUCCUUCCCACACGGAAAGCAAGUCUAUGUGACGGUAACUGCGCGCAACGAAGAGGGCUUACAGACCUCGGUGACAGCUGCGCCAUUCAUACCAGACACAACUCCCCCUGAUGUCUCCGUAAGGGAUGGAAACCUGUCAAGCACAGCGGAUAUAGACUUUCAGUGGCGCACAGAUCAAAUCCAGGCCGUGUUUAGUGUCACUGACGAAACUCCAGUCAUCAACUCUCACUGGGCUAUUGGUAGGACCCCCGGCGCAAGCAAUGUCCAAGGGUUCACCGAUGCGGGCUAUGCCGCACUACUUGUCAAUGCCAAUGUCAACCUCCUACAUAAUCAACGCUACUAUGUAACAAUCCAAUCUGUUGAUCAGCUGGGAAUGAUCACGACCAAAACCUCAGAUGGAGUGCUCAUUGACACAACAAAACCUGCUGGUGGCACUGUCGCAGAUGGGUCCAUCACUGUGUCACGGGACCGCGAUUACAUCAUAUCGACCGUGAAUUUACAAGUAUCUUGGACUGGAUUUAGUGACCCCGAAAGCUCGCUGGCUCGGUAUGACUGGACGAUUGCUGACAAUACUGGAGCUGAGUUGUUUCAAUGGCGUACUGUGGGACUGAGGGCGAAUGCAUUUUCCAAUGGUUUGGACAUGAAACUCGGCCAGAAGUAUCGCACUCUGGUACGGGCAUGGAACAAGGCCGGUCUCUAUUCUAUUGUGGAGUCAAAUGGUUUUACUGUUGACUACACUGCACCGGUUUGUGGACAAAUACAAGAUGUGGUUGAUGGAGAAUCAGGUGACAUUGACUAUACGUCUGUGUUGUCGGAAAUCCAGGCAUCCUGGUCAUGUCAGGACGCUGAGAGCGGUGUUGUCAAGUAUCGAGCGGCUGUGGGAUCUUUCAAAGGCGGCAAAGACCUGCAUCCAUAUGUUGACGUCAGCGUCAGAACAGACAAUACUGGAACCGUCAGCUUCCCAUCACUGAAAAUACGUCCAGGACAAGUGUACUAUGUUGUGAUCAGUGCCAAGAAUAGGGCUGGACUGGAGAUUUCCGAGUUCUCCGAUGGAAUAAUGCUGGACAUAACUCCUCCACACAUUGCACGAGGCUAUUUGUAUGACACUCUUCCGUUGCUAUUCAGCAGAUUCGACCAGGAUUACCAAACGACAGCUGAGGCUGCUGCUCCACAGUGGAGGUUUGUCUUUCUCGAUUCUGAGAGCCCGGUUAUAUCUUACACAGUAGAGCUCCUGGAUAUGAAUGACAGAGUUCUGAAGCAAUCCACCUUUCCUCCUUCGAGCACCAGUGCAACAUUCUCCAAUUUACAAUUGGACAAUGGAGGGAUAUACAAAGCUCAGAUUAACUGCACGAAUGAAGCUGGAUUAUCAUCUUCAACAAAGACUGAUGGAUUCAUGGUCGAUGUGACAGCGCCUCGAAUUGGACUCGUCCGAGAUGGUCAAAACGUCGCUGAGGAUAUCGAAUAUUGGGAUUACGCAACAUCAGCAUUUGGCAAUUACAAGCUGUGUACAGCCACGAAUGCAUCCGACAGCUGGCCUCCCGUUGGCGCAAGUAGAACACCAAAUCCAUCCACGUGUAGCAACGAGUCCUGGUAUGACUGGGAGUCUGGCCUGAGCUACGCUGAGACGGCGGUGCUGUCCACGAACGGCAGCCUAGCCAUGCCGUGGCAAUAUGUCAGUGUGGACUUUGACAUGACUGGUAGGUCAGGUGACCUGAAGCAUGGACAUACGUAUACAUUUGCACUUCGGGUGCACAACAAGGCGGGUCUCCACAGCCAAGCACAAAGCAACGGAGUGACGAUUGACACUACUGAUCCGCUAGUCAAAGAUGUCUUUGUAGCCAAGCCAAAUCAAACAAAACCUCUCGCAUAUGUUACCAGCGAGUUUGUUGAUCUCACGGUGCACUUCAACACAUCCGACGAAGAAUCUGGAAUCAAAGAGACGACCUGGUCCAUUGGUACAUACCAUGGUGGAUCUGACUUCAUACCACCAACUAUGCCUCCUGUGGAUUCACUUCCGACCGUAAAUGUUGGUCCCCUUUUUGAUGGACAGUCCUACUAUGUGACAAUAACCUCUCGCAACGGAGCUGAUCAAAUAACCGUUGUGACGGCGCAAGGCUUUACUGCAGACCGUACACCUCCUCAGCCUGGUGUUGUUCUAGAUGGCUGGAGCGGCAUUGAUAGCGACUUUCAAUCCUAUAAUACUACUCUUGCAGCAGAGUGGAAAUGGACCGGUGAUAAUGUGGCUCUGGCAACAAGGGAAGUUGCGAUUGGAACAUCUUCCAAAGCGGAUGACAUUGUACCAUUCAAGGCUGUGGCAUUGAGUUCUUCAAAAACUACUCUCAGCAAGCCAGGAGGUCUGCAGAACGGCAAGAAGUACUUCUUGUUGAGAGAAACUGACCAGGCCGGCUUAACAACAGUGUCAUCAUCCGAUGGCAUUGUGGUAGAUGCCACUCCGCCGAUGUGUGCAGGUCAAGCCAGAGAUGGACUUUGGAAUGACAGCCAAUGGUUCUCACAUCUGACCUGGUUUUCUGCCAACUGGGACUUUUGCACGGACAGCGACACCGAAGUAAACCAAUACUUACUCGGCCUGACUGACUCACCAACAGAAAUGGUUGACAAGGUGAUGCCCUUCAAGUUGGCUGGAAAGUCGAAGAUGGCCAUUGUGUAUGGUGCUAAGUUAUCCCAUGGCGAGAAAUAUUACAGCUUGGUGAAAGCUGUGAAUCAAGCUGGUCACGCCACAUUGAUGAUAAGCAAUGGUUUCUCCAUUGACACUACACCACCAAACUGCACCUAUGUACAAGAUGGAAUGAGCGGCGAUACAGACUGGGUUACUACGUCUCCAGUAUUAGCUGUGAAUUUCGACUGCAACGACCCAGAGAGUGGAAUCUACAAAACCGAGUGGGCAGUGGGAACAGCACCUGGCGCGGCUGAUGUCAAAUCAUUUACAGUACUGUCGAACACGGUACGCUCAGCUCAAGAUCUAUCAGUGGCAAUGAAAGAGGGCACUCUGUACUAUAGCACAAUCCGAGUCACGAAUGCCGUCGGAUGGAAGGAGAUAUUUAGCAGCAAUGGCAUGGCUUAUGACAGCACACCACCAAUUGCACAGUUCAUCAAUGACGGUAACAAACGCCAGGUGGAUCUCAACUUUACCUCCAACAAUACCCACAUGGAUGCCAAGUGGAGUAUAAUUGACAUACAGAGUGGACUGCAGUCGCUGAGCGUGGGUGUUGGCAGUGGUGUUGGUUUAGCUGAUGUUAUUCCAUUCUUCAACAUCCCAAGUACAGCAACUACGGCUUCCAUUCCUGGCUCUUUCCUGCAGGGCUCAACGUACUAUGUUUCCGUGUUUGCAACAAACAAGGCCAAUCUCACCGUGUCACUGUCAACGAAUGGUGUGCUCGUCGACACAACACCUCCGCAGUGUGUGUAUGUCUACGAUGGUGUAGUGUACGGCCAGGAUAUAGCCUAUCAAAUGGCAACAUCCAACUUGGGAGUGAACUGGAAAUGCUCUGAUCCUGAAUCUGGAAUCCUGUCAACGAAGCGUUCGACGCCGACUACACAUCUCCACCUUCUCGGCAGGGCACACAAUGUUUCUUUGCUGAGCGGUUAUCUUCUUGAGUCUGGUAAGAAGUACAGUGUAACGCUAUCAGUGACAAAUCAUGCUGGCUUAAGCAGUAUCCACAGUACUAAUGGUGUCACAGUGGACAACACUGCACCGACAAUAACUAGUGCCAACUUCGUCUACAACAAGUCGGAAAACGUAAUGACGGGCGUUUGGUCAGCUACGGACAUUGGCAGUGGUGUGUUGAAUUUCAGCAUUAAAGUCGGCUUGCAGCACAACGGUGACGACAUCUUACCAAACACACAGCUUGGUAAUGUCACUAGCAUCUCGUCCGCGGCAUUGAACUUCACCAUACAAGCCAAUAAGCAGUAUUAUCUCACCUUGACAGUGCAGGACAAAGUAGGUUUGAAGAGCCUUCAUGGAACACGGGUAACUACUGAUGCAACUCCACCUGUGCUACAGGGAAAGAUAACCACAGCAAUCAUCUACCCGACAGUUAUAACCGGUUCAUCAACGACCAUUGUGGACUUCUCUGCACGAUGGUUCGGCAUUGUCGAUCCUGAAACCGACUUGGAUGCUAUCGGUCUGGCCGUGGUUUCAGUGAACAUCAGUACAAGUCAGUUCAGCUCACUCGCCUAUCAUAAUGUUCUACGACUGUCGACUGGUGUGUUGCCAAACAGAGACAUCGUCAAGAGAAUCUCAGUUUCGAACAAAGCCAUGUAUCGUGUUGUUGUACGUGCAACAAACGGAGCUGGUCUCUCAUCCUACAUGUCCUCAGAUUUGAUUACAGCAUCGUUUGGUAUCUUCAUUGCAGGUGUGGUGAACGAUGGACCCAACACUGAUGAUAUUGACUACCAGACAGUGGGAUCUGCUGCUUGGUGCAGCUGGACUGGUUUUCAAGAUCCCACGCAUGGUAUUGAUCGGUACGAAUGGGCUCUGGGAUCCAAGCCUAACAAAACUGAUAUAUUUGUGUUCCGAGAUGUGGGACAGCGCCUUUCAGCGGGUGACGUCCAUGGCUUGAAUUUCUCCGAUGGUCAGACCAUCUACGCCACAGUUUGUGCGGUGAAUAAAAUCAGUCAACGGAAGUGUUCCUCGUCGGAUGGAGUAACCGUAGACUUGUCACCACCCGGUAUUGGAGAAAUUAAACUGAGCUCGAGUCAGUUUGUACCGUCAGACACAGAGGUAAAACUCUCCUGGGUGGCUUCUGACAACCAGAGUUCAAUUUCUCAUUCGAUUGUAUCACUAGGAACAUACCAGGGAGGUGAGAAUGUUCUGGCAAAAACUAACAUCGGCAACAGAUUUGAUUUCCUCAUUCCAGGUCGUCUGGUCACUGAGCAGAACUCACCCAUGUAUGCAACAGUGACAGUGUUUGACGAAGCCCAACUAUCAGCUGUAGCAUCAUCAGUCAACUCCAUCAUUGUUGACGACAGUCCACCGCAGACCGGAGUGGUGUAUCUGAGGCGAGCUGGCAGCACAUUCAGUCUGGCAUGGGGCGGCUUCCAGGAUCUUCAAAGCGGAAUAGCAGAUUACCGGUGGUGCUUGGGAAGUGGAGCUAGCAUGUGUGAUGUUACCAAUUGGACCGAUGCAACCAUAGCAAGCACAGCAUCCACUCCUCCUCUGGCUACAUUCCAGGGUCAAACAGUGUAUGCAACGGUUGAAGCCAAGGACAAUGCCGGGCUCACUAGUCAGUCCUUCUCUGAUGGCUUAGUUGUCGAUGGUACACCGCCGGUUGUGGGCAUCGUGUGGGAUGGUCUUGGCGAUACUGACAUCGAUUAUCAAUCAGACGACCAUUACGUAGCAGCUUCGUGGACGGAAUUCACGGAUGAUGAGACCAAUAUCAAGUUGUACGAAGCAUGCCUAGGAACAGCAGCUGGCAAAUGUGACAUCCUGCCAUACAAAAACGUCCUCUUGGAAACCUCAGUCACCUUUCAUCAGCCGAUGGUGAUAGAGGGAUACAAGUACUUUGUGACGGUGAAGGCAACAAAUGAUGCUGGACUCUCAUCCCAGCUAACUACUGAUGGUAUCAUCAUUGACACUAGCCCACCAGAGAUGUCGACUAUCAUUGCAACAGAAGAUGGUGUUGAUCAUGUGGAAUACUCCCGUAGUACUCAAAUCACAGCAAAAUGGCUCUUCCAUGAUAACCAGUCGCAAAUCCUUACAUAUGCAUGGUCCCUGUGCCUGAGUGCAGAUCACAGCAACUGUCUUCAGAAUUUAACAUCAGUUGGGAGAGCGACGAACGCAACAAACCCCAGCCUUCGUCUUGUUGAUGGCCAAUGCUAUGUGGUAGUUGUGAGAGCUACAAAUAAUGCCGGUCUUCAAACGACUAAAGUCUCACAACCAAUCACAUUUGAUUCCACGCCGCCUGUGCCUGGAACUGUAAGAGACGGCUCUGGACUAAGUGAUUUGACCUACCAAACAUCAUUGUCUAUCAUCUCCGCGAGCUGGACAAGCUUUACUGACGGAGAGAGUGGCAUUUUAAGAUAUGACUGGUGCAUUGGCACAAGCCUAAGAACAUGUGAUAUUCUUCAUUGGAGCAAGCUGAAUGGCACAGACCUGAAAGCAAGCGCGUCUGGUCUAAGUCUGCAACAGACCGGCGUCUACUUUGUUUCAAUCAGAGCAACUAACAGGGCCAAUCUAUUCACAGUGGCACAUUCGGAUGGCGUUCAGGUGGAUACCACUAAGCCGCUAUGCUCAGCUGUACGAGAUGGCCGCCUGCCAACAGACGUGGACUAUCAGAGUUCAUCUGAUUUUGUCUCUGCAUCAUGGGAUUCGUGUACCGACCGCGAGAGUGGCAUUCUGCAGUACGAAUGGGCGGUUGGAUCAUCACCGGGAUUCCAUGAUUUACUGCCAUUCACCAGCGUAGGAUUGAACACCUCUGCUGGCGGGAUGCUAUGGACGCUGACGGCAAAUACUCAACUGUUCGUAUCGGUGCGUGCUAUCAAUGGUGCUGGGGAGAGUAAGCUGAUGACAACGGAUGGUGUAAGGGUUGACAACACUGCUCCAGUGUUCAGUUAUGUACGAGCCGGAGACAUCAGAUUAGGCAAAUACAGUCAAUUUACAAACCAGAAAUCCACUUUCUCCGCUCAUUGGCAGGCAGCAGAUGCAGUCAGUGGUAUUAUCAAGAAUGAGUGGGCAAUUUGUUCAAUUGGGCCAGCAGGUGAAACCUGUAUCCAAGACUUUGUGGAUGUGAAACUACGGAACAAUGCUACAUCAAACAAUGGGUACAUUCUCUCUGGAAUUUGCUACUAUGCCAAGGUCAGAGUAAGCAAUGGGGCAGGCCUCACAACAAUCACUACUUCAGAUUGUACAAUAUUUGACUGGACACCUCCUGAUGUGGUGACUAACACCGUAAGUGUAACAACUCAACCCGUCACGUAUGUGAGUACAUCGACAGUGGACGGUUCUUGGACAGGUUUCAAAGACACUCAAAGUGGCAUCGCUCAGCAAACAUGGUGCAUUGGAACAUCAUUGAUGAGUCAUGAUGACAUCAUGUCCUGCACACCGGUUGAUGUCAAUAGUACAACUGCUAGCUAUGAAUCUCAGCAACUGAAAGAGGGACAGCACUAUUAUGUAACAGUAAGAGCAGAGAAUGGCGCAGGAUUGAAUAGCAGUGUGCUGUCGAAUGUCAUUGUUAUUGACAAAACUCCACCACGAAUUGGAAUCGUCCUGGAUGGCUUGACCGAUCAGGAUGAACAGUACAGCAGCAACGCACUGUCUGUAUCUGCAUCAUGGGCUCUCUUCUCGGACAACAUCAGCAGUAUUGAUCACUAUGACAUGGCAGUGGGCACUGUGCCUGGAUUGGCAGAUAUACAUGACUGGACUGAUGCUGGUCUGUCUCUAGAAACUACAUUACCGUGCCAGCUAACAGCAGGAGUUCGUGUAUACUCCACAAUACGUGCCUGGAACAAAGCGCACAUUUCCAGUCAACUGUCAAGUAAUGGGAUCGUAAUUGACGAAAGCCCACCAAAUGCAGGCUUGGUAUGGCUGGAUUCAUCGCAAGGAUAUCAGUCGGAUUUGACACAGAUCUCAGCUAGGUGGACGGGGUUCAGUGAUCCAGAGAGCUCUAUUGCAUACUAUAUGUUCAAGGUAUGUGCAAUUUCAUCUCCAGUUUGUCCACAAGAGUUUGUCAAUGUUGGAACUCACACAAACGCCAGCAGCUCAGCCAGCCUGAAGGAUGGCGAAACAUAUAUCGUUGUCAUCCGAGCUUACAACGGUGCUGGCCUACACAGUGAAACGACAUCAAUGGCAUCAGUUACAGUGGACUCAACGCCACCGGAUGUAUCUUUCGUCUACGAUGGCUCAGUGUUGGGUGUUGAUGCAAUGUAUCAAACCAAUGAGUCAGAACUGUCAGUUAACUGGAAUAUCAAGGAGAGUGAAAGCCUGAUUGAAACGUUCGAUGUGUGUGCUCAUGAAGAAAGCAAUGACAACGAGUCCUUGACUUGCAUAACUGUUUUCGACAGGUUUGCAACAUCAGCCACUCUGUCAUUUCCUUUAUCAUCAGGCACACAGUAUGUCAUAGAAGUGACUGCAACAAAUUCUGCUGGAGUAUCAACUAGCGUGUUCACAGAUGGCAUUGGCGUAGUCACCAAACCACCAACUCCUGGUCAGGUGUCUGAUGGAAACCUGAAACGACAGGACAUUGAUUAUCAAUAUAGUGCGUCAGAGUUAUCUGCAUCGUGGUCCGGCUUCUCUGAUAAUGCGUCCGAUAUUGUAGAGUACAGAUGGACAAUUGGAACAACCCCACUGGCUGGCAACAUAUUACCCCUGACAUCCGUCGGCAAGGCGAGCGAAGCCAUCGCAUCUGGAUUGCAGCUCGGCCAUGGGCAGAUAUACUACACUUCGAUCACUGCGCACAACGUAGCUGGUCUCACGUCAACUGUAACUUCAAACGGGGUAACUGUGGACCGAACAAUACCGAUCGGCGCGUAUGUGGCUGACGGAAUGUCUUCUGAUCCUAUGGACGACAUCGAUUAUCAAGUGGAUACAUCUGUGUUAUCAGCAAGCUGGCUGGCAUUUGUGGAUGCGGAGAGUGGAAUAGAUCAUUAUGAGUAUGGUGUGGAAGAGCAGCGACAGAGUGAAGAUGGAUCAGCAUGGAGCCCACCUGUCUUGGUCCAGACGUUCAACAAUGUUGGCACCAACACAAGUUUCGUAGCGUCAUCCAAUGUGCUCGUCGGGGGAAGAAAGUACAGUGUUGUUAUCAGAGGUUACAAUGGUGCUAAGAGGUUUGUUGAGUCUCGAUCAGAUGGCUUUAUUGUAGAAACAGCAAGCCCUCAGUUCUCUGUGGAGACUUGGUCCGGCAGUGACAUUUACGGUACCGCUUAUGUCAGCAAUCCAUGGAGAUUAUCUUCCUCUAUUUCCCUGAUUCGUAAUCAAACGGAGGCCAACUCAUCGACUCAGGCUGAUUUAAAUAUCACUGUCGACUCGCUUGACCCCAAGACCUACUACCAUCUCUCUGUUCCAAGUGUGCAGUUAGCAAACACAUCUUCUUCCAGUAUACCACUACCAAAUGUUUCCCUUCCAAGUGGAGUCCCCAGCAACACAUCACUUUCCAGUACGCCACCAGCAAAUGUAACGUACAACUCCUCAUCGUCUCAAACCGCUUUCAAUCUGAGUGACGUUUAUGCCGCUCAGAAUCUGUCAUUGGGCACUUAUGAGACAUCCUUGUCACCAUGCUGUACUCGAUCACGUCUCUUCAAAGAUAGUUCGCUCUUUUCAAUGAAGCUGAACCUGCCGGAGGACAACAAAGGGCCUAUGUCUGUGUCGAUAUCAUCGACGGGAUUCAUAGUUAUCGGCUCAUCAAGUCAGUGUAUAGUGAUUCAUUCAGACAGCCCAUCGAAGGUGCUGUAUAGGAAGAAGUCAUCAUCAUCAGCACAACAUAAUGCUUCUGCUUGGAUCUCCAAAGCCCAUCACAAUAGCAUUGUUGCAGCUAAUCAUGACACCGUGGUAUGGCUAUCAUUCAACACCUCAACUGACGCUCCAGAAAUUCUGCUCUCCUUUUCAGUUGCAACCGUGCCAGAAUCUGCUGCAUUCGCUGCGUCUUUGGCUGCCUCGGCGAACUAUUUCAUAAUGGUUGUUGAGCUUAGCAAUGGCAGUCUUUUACCGUGUGUGAUAGAUACUGAUGGUGUCUUUUCACUUGACCAAUGCCUGCCUUCUCUCCCAAACACUGCUCCGGUACUGUUAGAUGCCGCUGAUGAUGUAGUUGUUGUGGCACAAGAAGGCCUCUCCAAUAUCACUGUUUACAUGAGAAGCUCAUUGGGCGAACUAUCACUGCAAGAGCAGAUCCCAACAAAUCCUGUGUCAGCAAUGCGGCUCUUGCCACUGCGAGGCGAGGUGUAUGUUGCAGUAUCGUCACAACCCAACAGAGCGCAGGUUAACGAAACCAGUACUGUUGACGUAUUUAUGUUGCCAGGGUUCAAUGGAACAAAGCGAGACACAGUACCACAAUGCUCUCUCACUGGCAGCCAUGGUCGACCAAACUUUGGUCGGUCAUUGUCCUGGCAACCAAGCUCUACGGGUGGUGUACUGGCAAUUGCAUACUCUAGUGCUCAAGUUGCUAUGGUGAGUGUCACGGCAACUGACAAUCAACUGACGUGCACCUCAAUUGGUGUGCUGCAGAGUUCGUUUGAUGAUGACACCGUCUCUGGGGAGGGUGCGAUCUCCAUGGCUAAUCAGCUACUAGCUGUUUCAACACAGAAUGGCACGGUCUACAUCUCACCCUUCUGCGAUCAGAACAGCACACGGUACUUUUCAUCUGACGCGCGCAAGCUUCCCGUGCAGUGCAAUACAUGUCUGGGUGGUGCACUGUCCAGUGGCGGAGUAAUGGAUGACUGUCGGAACUGUGAUGCAACAGCUACUUGCUUGGAGCUAGGUCAGGAACGAAUUAACACUGUUAUUGAUAUCCCAAGUGGAUCUGGCCUGCAACAGGCAGAAACCUACAUACUGCAAGUGCAUGCGAGCAGUGAUUCGGGAAGAAACAUCUCAGCUACAUCUGCAACGUUUGAGCUUGAUCUGACGCCACCAAUGCGUGGCACUGUGCUUGAUGGUGUCGACGGUAGUGAUGCAGAUUUCUUGAACGUGGCAAAGUUUGAUCUUGGCUGUACAUUUGGUGGCUUCGACGAUCCAGAGAGUGGAAUGCGUGACUACUACUGGUGUGUAGGAACAACUGUAGGCGCUUGUGAUUUCUCUCCAUUGGCACCGACGAACAGCACCUCGUUGGCAAUGGGGUGUGUUGGGUGCAAUGUGGUUCACGGCCAGAAAUACUAUGCGACUGUAGUCGCGUAUAACCAGGCCAACAUCUCAAUCAAUGCAAGCUCCGAUGGAUUUCAGGUUGACCUAUCGCCUCCUAUUAUCAGCUACGUGAACGAUGGCUACUUUCCGCCCGACCAAGAUCGAGUAGUUUUCACGGAUGCCGUAAUGACAAACUGGCAUGGCGAAGACCAAGAGAGUGGAAUCGACUACUAUAACAUUUCUGUAGGCACUGCACCGGGUGCAAGUGACAUUGCAGAUGAUGUGCAGAUUGGUGAUACUGACCAGUAUAUUGUGGCAAAUGUAAAACUGUAUGGCAAUGCAACCUACUAUGUUACAAUCACUGCCGUGAACCAUGUCGGUCUAACAACGAAUAUGUCAUCUAAUGGCUUCACCGUUGGCGAGACCCUCACUAAAAUCUCUCCUUCGUUCAAUAAAUCAACAUUCCUGUUCUUCCAGUCCACUGACCUCUCUCAGAGUGCUGGGUACGACCGAUCCAAUGAAACAGAUGACGAUGACAUGUUGGUCAAUCAAACCGGUCAGGUUGGUUCUUACAAGUUCAGCCCAGUCAACUAUACCGGAAAUAUGUCAGCGACGUCUAGGCUUCUUGGAGAUAGCGACUAUCCACAACCAGUUCCAUCACGAGGCCGCCGAUCUGUGUCCCAGCAAUACGCAAAUCCAGCUCUGACUGUUCCUAAGGGUUUGAUGAAUGCGAACUACUCUUUUGAAGUGAACGUUUUAGAUGACGGUGGGAGUGUCAUCACUACGCCUUUGGAAAUACGGCAGAACUAUUCAGAGGUCUACGUGCUCUACCGGGCCUUGCCUAUGCUAGAAGUCAAUUCCGAAGUCACCGACCCACUCAUAUCAUCAGAUGAGAUAGAUAUACAGAUCAUGAAGUGGGACCCUGCAUCAGGAGAGUGGCUGCCCACGUGCAGUUCAUGCAAUUCUACCAAUUCUACAUGGAUGGACAUAAACAGAAGGCAGAGAACUGCUGUGGCUAAAGUGGACGAGAUUCUCUGUCCGCAGCAGUUCGCAAUGUUCUUCAGCUAUGCUGAUCAGUAUGGCGUCUUCGGAAUGACGGAUUCAGAAAUUUGCUUAAGUGUUGCGGACACAAACACAACUGAACUGUCCUUUGAGCGCCGGAGAGGUGCAUACAGCUCAGUGAAUGUUACUCUCCAGGUGGAGACAAAGAAUGGCUAUCUUCAACCGGCUGUGUACAGAACCGAUGUGAUUCCAGUGGCUGAAGGACAAUGGAACUCAUCACUGAAAAUCCCCAUACUGGCACCGAAUAGUAGCACUGGGCUUGUAAUUGCCAGCUUAGUGUCAGCUGGUGAGUUUGGAAAGAUCGACCAGCCCAGCGUGUCCAUUCUUGUCAUCAAGGAGAGAAUUCCCAGUGGCAUUGUCGAGUUUGAUCACAAUGAAACGACUCUACUGGCGACAGAGGAAAGCGGCAAAAUCUAUCUAACAGUGCUUCGGCGAUGUGAUCCCUCCCAAGCAACUAGGGUCCACCUCAGCAUACGCUACCAACAGUACCCAAGUACUUCUCCAUCAGUUGCUGCUGCCAACUCAACUGACUACAUUGUGUCGGCAUUGACUAUUGACUUUGGACCGGACCAAACGAGAGCAAGUAUAUUCGUGGACAUACUUGAUGACAAUGUUCCUGAAUUGAAUGAAACUCUUUUCAUAGUUCUGCAGAAAACCGAGAAUGUCACACUGGGUGAAGUCACCGUCAUGCAAAUUGUUAUUCUGGAAAACGAUGACCCACACGGCGUGAUAAAGAUUGGCACCAGUAAUUACACGGUAAAGGAAGGCGCUACGGAGUAUGCUGUAGUCGAUGUUUUGCGCAGUCGAGGCUUGUUCGGAACGGUGCAAUUGUUCUGGGAUACAAUGGGCAUCUCCGCAUCAGGCUUAUCCAACACCCAAACCUUGUCUACCAGGGAUUUGCUAUCCAUGAUAAUGAGUGCGAAGAGUGGGACACUGAACUCCAGUGUCGACUUCAUUCCAACUUCGUCCGAUGUGAUCUUUGCUGAGAAUCAAUCCAGUGUAAAGCUGAAGGUCUAUAUUGUGAAUGACACCACACCAGAACUGAAUGAAACUUUCCUAGUGUCUCUACUGAGGGCCACCGGAGGAGCAACAAUCAGCAAGCCUCGAAACGCAACCAUCACUAUCGAGCCAAAGAAUGAUCAUAGGCCUGAAUUUGUUGCUUCCGCUGUCACCGCCAUGCUUCAAGAGGACACUGUGAGCAAAGCCAAUGCCAAUUUGCUCUCGGUGAUUGCUACUGAUGCGGAUCUUGGCUCGAAUGGUGACAUCUCGUACUAUAUUGAAGCAGCGCAAGCAAACUGCAGCUGGGUGACCAUCACUGCAGGCAAUGGAAGAGUUAGCAACAGCCGGCCACUUAUGCCCUGGAACACCUCCUCGUCAUGUCAAGUGAAUAUCACGGCCAAGGAUCACGGUAUGCCAUCACUAAGCUCUUCACUAUCACUCCUUAUACAGUUGAACUUCACAAACCGUUGCCGUCCAGGUACUAUCAGUGCAAACGGAGCACUGCCCUGUGUUCAAUGUCCACAAUCCACCUACCAGAAUGAGUAUGGCAGUAGCAAGUGUGUGCCAUGUCCUGCUCAGAAGGUCACCAUCGAUUCUGGAGCUGACAAUCUCACACAAUGUCUCUUUGUGUGCCAGGCGGGCUCGAAGUCACUGUCCAAGACUGGCCUGGAGCCGUGUCAUCCCUGUUCGCGAGGAUCAUACCAAGCACAUUCCAGGCAGAGUAACUGCACAUGGUGUCCAGAUGGUACUGCUACUCUCACGACGGGCAGCAAAGCAAUAACUGACUGUAUUGCGGACACCGACCAUGAUGGCAUCCCAGACAUAAUUGACAACUGCGUACGACAGAAGAACACGCUCCAAACGGACAGCGAUGGAGACGGAAACGGCGAUGCAUGUGACUGCGACAGCAGCCUUGCGUCAAGACUCUGCUACAACGGUGCCUACUGUAACACACUGAGGAGAGACUACGCAUGUAUUUGCUCCAUUGGUUUCAGCGGGGCACAGUGCGAGGAGGACAUUGAUGAAUGUUUAUCAGACCCCUGUGCGCCCGGCAGCACUUGUGUGAACCUUGUGGCCAUGUACGAAUGUCUCUGCGACAGUUCCCUUUCCGCUUGGGGCUAUAGAUGCAACCGUACGAGCCCAACCGUACGCUAUAUCUCUGAGGCAUCGCUCAUCGGGGUUCCUGUGGGACGUGUUUUACCAUGCAGUACAGAAGAGUUUGCCAAUGGACUUUUCUCAUACAGUGUAAGUGGGCAGAAUGCAUCACAGCUACCAUUCCACUUCGACGAUGCCACUGGUGACAUUGUACUGGACCAGUCGUUGGAUCGAGAAUCCACUACAUCAUAUCACUGUUCGGUGACAAUCACUGGAGUGGAUGUGCCAGCACCACGAAAGCCUCUGUCCACAACAACAGAGGUCAUAGUGGAUGUGCUGGAUAGUAACGACAACAGACCUAAAUUUGUACAAGACCAGUGGGUAAUAAGCAUCCUGGAGGGCACCGAUCCGGAUACCGUGCUUGCAGAAAUCAAUGCCACCGAUCCGGAUUAUGGCAGCAAUGGUACGAUCCAGUACAGCCUGGCUAUUGUAGACUAUAGUUUUCCAGUUUGGGAGGACAAUGAGAAUGUUACAGCAGUGGAAGUAGAGUAUGUCUCUGUGUCAAAUUUCUCAGACUCGGAAGAGCUCCAGUGGAAGCAAAAUCCCCUGUCAAUGAAUCCAGUUGAUGGCACACUUACACUAACAAGUAAUAUUUCCUGGCUGAGUGUAUCACAAGUCACAUAUGAACUACUUGCCGUGGAUGAAGGCUCUCCUCCGCUGUCUGCUAACCACUCCAGACUAGUUCUCAACGUCAAUGCUCGCAAUGAUUUCACACCGCAGUUCCCACAGGUGGCGUACACCAUUGAUGUGCUGGAGAACACCAGCGUCGGCAGCACGGUGUUCCAGGUUGUCGCAAGUGAUAGUGAUGUUGGUCCGUCGGGCGUUGUCCGCUACAGCAUUCACCCCAGUUUGGCAUCGCAGUAUUUUGAAAUACAGCCCUACAGUGGUGAUAUAUCAGUGGUACAGCCACUAGAUAGAGAAAGACACCCGCUCGGUCUAAUGCUCCAUGUUAUCGCUACCGAUCAAGCUCCCGCACCUACAGAACGGCGUUCAUCUAAAUGCACAGUGGCUAUCGUUCUGGUUGACGUCAAUGACAACAGGCCAAUGUUCCACACUGAAUAUGUGCAUAUCGUGCAGCGCUCAUGGGCACUCAAUCAGACGAUCUACCAAGCAAAAGCUUCUGAUGCCGACCUGUUGCAUGCUGCAGCGAUUGAGUUUCACUUGGUUGUGGAUGCAUUUGAUCUCUUUGAGUUCACAACCGGCGGAGAGCUAUUCCUCAUGAACAGUUUACCCGAUACAAGACCGAUUUCUUACUACCUAUUGCUACAGGCAAUUGAUAACGGUGUCACGCCUCUGUUCAGCUUUCAAAGAUUGGUGGUGACAUUUGUAGAUCCUUCCGAUACAACAACUGUUGGGCCUGUGCCUGUCCGAUAUGACCUUGCAGUUCCAGAAAACACGGUCGGAGACACGCACUUACUCAAUACUUCCGACAUUGUUGAGCUUGGAGGCAUUCCUCUAACAAUACAAAGCAAAUUCUCAUUUCCUUCACCCUCCGUUGCAGCUGCCCAGUAUUUCCGACUGGAUGGCCCGUUGGGUGAAGUUUUAGCGACAUCGUCUGUGGAGCUGGAUCGAGAGAAGACUCCGACAGUUUCCCUGCCACUGGAAAUGGAUGUUGACAUACUGAACUCUUCCACUUUGUUUGAUAUCAGAAUCCAGGUGCUCGAUGAGAAUGACAACACGCCGGAAUUUGCACAGAAAAUACAAUAUGCUAUUGUGCUAGAAGCCACUACUGAAGAAGAGGAACGUCCACGACAGAUCACUGUGGUGACAGCGAAUGAUGCCGACUCGGGCUCGAAUGCCCAGAUAUCCUACAGCAUUCAGGCCCAGGGAACAGGCGGUGAUUUUGACAUUGCAGCACACUCUGGCAAUAUGUCCACAAACGAGACAUUGGAGGUGUUCAGGCGCUAUUGGACCACUGUGCUGGCGCAAGAUGCUGGCCAUCCUUCGUUGUCGUCAACUGCAACCGUGAACAUUGUCAUGUAUCCGAAGUCAGCUAUAAGUGAAGUAACUCUGCCAUGCCUGAUUCCUAUCGAUAUUUACACUGCUCAAAGAGUGAAGUCAGCUGUACUGGAGCUUACAAACCGAUCCAGCGAUUUCUUUGCUUUUGUGUACAAGGCCAGCCACGUCGAUAAUGGGACAAGCCUUGAAGUGAUCUUCGCACAGCCGCUGACACCGGGUAGUGACAUACUGCCAGUCGUCGAUGCGGGUACAAGCUGGUCACAGAUCAGCAAAGUUAUGUGCGGAGUGGGUCUGGCUGCGCAGUCAUCGACUUUCUUCACACAGACUGUUAUCAUCGGGCUUGCUGCUGGUGGUAUGGCUGUGAUAGUGCUGCUAAUGGUGGUGAUCAUCCUGAUCAGGAGGAGACCAGGCAGGAAGGCGGUGUGGGAAACCGCAAAGAACAACUAUGACCAUCAGCAUGACACUGACGACUCUCUGGCAGAGAUGAUGACGACAAACUACCCCUCUGGACCUGGAAUGUCUGAAGAGAAAGAACAUGGCCUCGCCACUAUUCGUAUGCUGUCCAAACAAGUCUUGCCUGGCAGUGAUUUCGAUGAGGAUCGGGAUGAUGGAGAUUUCGAGUAUGACGAGGAUAUGUUCAAGAUUCCUGCAGACGUGAUUCCCAAUGACAUGGUCGCUGAAAACAAAGGUUUCGGGCUAUAUGACUUCCAGGAGGCAGAGACUUCGUUUCAGAACAGCGACGGGAAGGCUGCCCAAAUGGAAUUUGAGAACAUUGAUAGCGACCGGCACUUCAUUGUGAACCCUAUCUUCCAAGCUGCUGAAGAGGACAUGGAUGGGGCAGCUGCCGUUGCACCGUCAACGGGAGAUAAAAUGGCCUACGUAAAGUACACUGGAGCAGACCAGGAGCAAACAUCUACACCGAGUGGAUUGGAGUUCUCCAAUCCCUUGUUCAAGCUUGGUGGGGAGGAUAUGCAUCUUCCUCAGGUUUCCAUUGAAGAAUUGUGAAGCAACAUACGCACAAUACUACAUAGGGUCGAAGAUCAUGACCCAAGAUGGUACCAAUAAUGAAAAAAGUUGUUCCCAGCUAAGAGGCUGACUGCAAGGUGUGGUUUGAAGAUUUUUUGGAUCCAUGUAAUCUUCGUAAUCCACAAAUCUUCAGCAUAAUGAAUUUUUGUAAAAUCCAUUAGCAUCUGUAGUCUGUGCCUGCAUUCUCAUUACGUUGCAUGGCUGAAUGGGAUGUCGUCCUCUUACGUACAAAUUUUCCCUUGCAUGGCCGGUCAUGAAUUUUGUUGCCGCCAUGAUGAGUAUUAUCCAUGUGCAAUAUGUAUAAUAAUAUAAUAUGUCUGUAGCGCUCUGAAUAUACCAUUCUUGCAGCCGCACCAUGCCGCACGUGUAGGCUUCUCUGCUUUCUCUGUGCACAUUGCUCUACUAUGUAAAGCCUUUGUCAAAUUUCUCUCUAUAUACAUGUACAUGUAUUUACAUCUCACGUACUUGUGGCAGACUCAACGGAGGAUGUUCAGGUUGGUUCUAA